Molecule: messenger RNA, 3645 nt
Organism: Hemicordylus capensis (graceful crag lizard)
Lineage: Eukaryota; Metazoa; Chordata; Lepidosauria; Squamata; Cordylidae
Gene: BRF2
Product: BRF2 RNA polymerase III transcription initiation factor subunit
Exons: 5
Coding region: 151-1518 (455 amino acids)
Biological process (GO): transcription preinitiation complex assembly; transcription initiation at RNA polymerase II promoter
Cellular component (GO): transcription preinitiation complex; nucleus
Molecular function (GO): RNA polymerase II general transcription initiation factor activity; TBP-class protein binding
Source: RefSeq, a predicted model, not a curated record
GCCAAAGUUGAGCAGGCCUGUCAUAUUUCAUCAUCACAUUCUGCUUCUGGUGUUCUUCUGCCCGCGCACCCCCUCCUCACAACUUGCAAGUUGCCAUAGCGACAGCAGUUAAAAUUUCUGCAUCAUGGCUGUUCAGCUGACUACUCCUGAAUGGGCACAUCUUCACCGAGGAGGAAUGAAGACAGACUCGCUUCAUCCAUUGUAUUGAACUGCCACUUUCUUUCAUCAUGGCAGGCUGCCGCGAUGUCUGGCCGAAGGAAGUGCCCGGACUGCGGUUCCCUGGAGAUCGUGGAAGACUCUCACUACGCACAGGUCCAGCUGGUGUGCGUGGACUGCGGCUGCGUCCUGAGUGAGGGGCUUCUGACCACCACCUUUGCAGAUGAAGAGCGUUUACAGGCGGUGGCAUUUUCACAAAGUACUGGUCAGGAUGAGCAGCAGAGCUAUUGCGUGCAGCGAGGGAUCCGGCGUGUUCGGGAUCUCUGCAAAGUUCUCCGACUUCCUUCUCUGUUUGAAGAUACAGCCAUCUCCUACUACCAGCAGGCAAUCAAAUGUCCUUGUUUCUCCUUGGUCAGCUUGGCGAAAAAAGAGAUUCUCGUGGGCUGUUGUGUCUUUGCAACCUGCCGGCAACAUAACUGGCCCCUGACUAUGGGCACCGUCUGCUUGCUGCUCUAUGCAGACAAAGGGCUGUUUGCCAGGACCUACCUGCGCUUCUUGAAGGAAUUGGCUCUGGAUGUGCCCGCUCUGAGUCUGAUAGAUCUGGUGAAAACACACCUCAACAGUUUUAAGCUCUACCAGAGCUCGGCCAGCGUGCCGGACAAGUUUGUCGAAGACAAGGAGCAGCUGGUGGCCCGGACGGUCCAGAUGGUGGAGCUUGCCAGCGAGACGUGGCUGGUGACUGGCCGGCACCCCAUCCCCGUGGUCACGGCCGCAGCCUACCUGGCUUGGCAGUCGCUGCAGCCCGUCGGCCGCCUCUCCUGCACCCUCCCCCAGUUCUGCAAGCUGGCGGGGACAGACCUGCCGCAGCCAGCCCGCCAGCGGCUGAAGGAACUGCGCGGCAUCCUCCUGCGGAUGAGCUCCCAGCUGGGCUGGCUGCGGCUGCUCAGGGUGGACCAGAAGACCGUGGCGAAGCACGUGGGCGACUUGCUGUGCCACCGCCGGGUGCUCCUUCGAGCCGCCUUCUGUGCGGGGGAUGAUGCCGGAGAGCCCGGCCUCGGGAGCUCGGCAGCCGCACCGCCGCGGGGGAGAGAAGCGGGCAUGGAAGAGGCCCCCCUUGCAGGAGACGAGCAGGCCGGCGGCGAUAAGCGGGCGCCUUUGCUCCCGCCCUGCGUCCUGAACCCCAAGAAGAAGCGGCGCGCUGCCGAUCCGGCCCCUGAGUGCCCCCUCGUCACUGGAGACGAGCCCAUUCUCGACAGCGAGAUCGAACAAUACCUCCGGACCCCAGAAGAGAAGGAGCUCUUCAGCAAGGCCCAGGCCUGUCUCGGCACCGCCGCUCCAGGGAACUCUGAGGCAGGCAGCUAAUCCAGCAGGGACUUGGUCCCUCCACCCCGAUGUCCGUGGCUGGUGUGCUGCGGAAAGCCACCCAGGAUAGACAUGUGCAAGUUGUGCAACUUGUGUGACCUGCACCAAUGAUGUGACACAAGGGGAAGCCCUCUUGUGUUAACGGCCUUUGCACAGUUUUUGUAUUUGUGAAAUUUAAACAGCUGGCUUGCAGGCAGUGUUUGCUGGACUGGCAUAUCCUUGCAUGGUAUGUCAGCCCGUUUCUAUCCUCAUACUGGGAGGUCUACUUUUAUCCGAGCCUGGGGGUUGAAGCGGCAUCCAACUUAAUGCAGGGAUUCCCGCACUGUGGCCCUCCAGAAGAUGCUGAACUACAACUCCCAUUAUCUCCAGCCAGAUCAUUGUGGCAGGGGAUGAUGGGAGUUGUAGUUCAGCAAUAUUUGGAGGACCACCGGUCAGGGAAUUCCAGAUGUUGUUGACUACAACUCCCAUAAUUCCCAGCAAAAGGCCAUUGCAGCUGGGGUGCUGGGAGUUGACCACAACAUCUAGAAUUAUUUGUUUGAAGGAAUGCUGCAUGGAAGCCUUUGCUCUAGAUUUGCUGUUUUUAAAGCUACUGUCUGGCUCAGUCCUAAUGGAGGUGAACUUCUGUAUGAAGUUUCGUUCAAUCAUCUUUAUUACGGUCAUAGACCAGCAUAAAGUAUAGCAGAUGAUUACACAUUGUAUAGUACAUAACGAUACAUUAGAAGGCAUAAGGAAACAUUAAAAAGCAUUUAAAAGGCAUAUAAGACAUAAAAGGGAUAGAAGGCACAAAAAGGCAUAAUUGCGUAAAAGCCUCUCCCUUUUUAAUGCCUUUUAAUGUCUUGUAUGCCUUUUUAUGCUUUUAAAUUCUUUUUAAUGUUUUUUCAUGCCUUCUAAUGUCUCGUUAGGUACUAUCCUCUACAACAUGUAAUCAUCCCUUAUGCUUCCUGCUGGUCUAUGAUUGUAAUACAAAUGAUUGAUUGAUUGGAUUGGAUGAAGUGCCUCUUAUUACAUUUGCAGUGCUGAUGGGGAGAAUGACUUUGGAAAAAGCUUGGGUUUUGUUCUUAUGAUAGUAGGGGUUAAUACUCCCCCUUCGUUAAAAGGGCUUUUGAUUUCUUCCUGUUGGCACCGACUAUAUCCUACGAGUCGUCGGGUACCGGAAAGGUGUGGCAGUCCCAGUGUAAAGGCUCCUUCCCACUCCGCUGUAGAAAUUCCUAACUGCAAGUGAGCGGACUCCCUCUGGACUGAUGACCAGUGAGGCGGAGGUGAAAGCAAAUGGCUCACUCCCACUGCUGCUUCCUUGCAAUUUCCUCCAAGCCUGGACAUUCCACUUAGUGACUAUGACUUGAUGAACGUGUCCUAUCCCCUUUUCAAGGCUGGAUAGUGCUGGGUGCCCUGCUCACCAGAGGAUUUUUAGAUGUCUGCACAUCAGUUGGCCUGCACACAAUUUCCCUUUGGUUCUCACCAGUGAUGAGGGACAGUGUUCCCCUUAACAGGGUAGUUGACUACAACUCCCAGAAUCCCCAAGCAAAAGCCAUUGCAGCUGGGCAUUCUGAGAGUUGUCGUCACCCACAUCUGGGAAUCCCUGUUAAUGGGAACACUGGUCCAGGAGUGUUUCUGUGUCUUUGAGAUGGCAGCAGCUUGUUAAAUCCCCAUAGGCCCUAGACUUUUGCUUCUUCCCCUUAAAGUUUUGUUUAACUUCAGCAACAGGGGGAGAGCCAGAGAGGAGAUAUAGCUUGAUAAAAAAUACAGGCUGAUGGCAGCAAGCCUUCUGCUGUGCUGUUUUGCUCGGAAUACUUCCAGGCUUAUAGAUAUACACAUCUUCAUGAAGCCUGCCUUGGACAUGUUUACACAGAACCUGUUCUGUGGGUACCAGUGUUCCCUCUAACAGGGAUUCCCAGCUGUUGUUGACUACAAUUCCCAUAAUCACCAAGCAAAGGCCACUGCAGCUGGGGAUUCUGGGGGUUGUAGUUGACAACAUCUGGGAAUCCCUGUUAGAGGGAACACUGGUCGGAACCUUCUGGCGUCAUCAGGGACCUCUUUGUUAACCCUUGUGUUGGGUUUGUUGGCUUCUGUAGAUUGCAUCAACAGCAUGAGAUAGGUGGCGAAUUAAACUGUGAACACUCUGAUAAA